GUGUACAUCUCUGCGUCGUCCAUUAUUUGCAAAUCCUACAUAUUGUUAACAAAGGUACAGAUUCAGAACUUUGGUGUUGAUCCGAUCCAUACAAACAAUUUACAUCACCAGAGGGGCGCUGUAGAAAAUAAACGUGGCUAAAACCACUAUUUAACACUACAUAUCCCACAAUUCAAUAUCACUCUUUGACCUUGCCGGGAAGCAUGGUUAUCUUAUGUUUAACGACAUUACAAAAAAAAUAUUAGAUCAAAUUAUGCGGACCUUAUCUAAUAAUCUUACACUUUUGCAUUAUUGAAGCAAGAUGCUUAUGCAGAAAUGUAUUCAACUGUGCGUCUCAUGCGCUUCACUCGUCUCGGCACAGCACAUUCACAUUAGAAGAUGGAAAGACCUAGCAAGAGGCUCUGUCUUAUCAUCAAUACGUUACUGUCACAACAAUUUUGGAGAUUUAUAUCGAAAUGAGUCUGUACAAAGAUAUCUUCGGCAACUCGUGGACGAGUACAGGGUUGUCACCAAGACAUUACAACAUGGGUUUCUCAGCGACACUGAAAGAAAAAGGUUGAACAAGAGACAAGUAGAACUUUCACCAGUUGCUAAUGCGUUUCAGAGCGCAGAACAUGCAUUAAAAGACAUUGAGGAGGUCCAGUCUCUGCUUCAGGUUGGUUCCAAAGAAGAAGACCGAGAAAUGGUCAAGUUACUCAAAGAGGAACAUGCAAAGAUCGCCCAAAGAAUCGAGUCACUGAGAAAAGAUUUGAUCAAAACACUGGUACCAAGUGACCCAGAUGACAUCAGUAAUGCCUUCUUGGAAGUGGUAGCUGGACGGACAACCGGUGGUGACAUCUGCCAACAGUUCACCAGAGAGAUGUUUGACAUGUACCAAGGCCUUGCAACCUACAAGUGCUGGGACUUUGAGGUGUUCAACUACACGCCUGCUGAAUACGGCUUGCACCAUGCAGCGGUGAGGAUAGUGGGGGAGGGUGCGUACCGCAGGCUGAAGCACGAGGGAGGGACGCACAGGGUUCAGAGGAUCCCAGAGGUGGGCCUGUCCUCCAGGAUGCAACGCAUUCACACGGGAACCAUGACCGUCAUAGUCCUGCCAGAACCCACCAAGCUGGACAUAAACAUUGACCCAAAGGACCUGCGGGUGGACACGUUCAGGUCGAGAGGUGCAGGGGGGCAAAGUGUCAACACGACUGACAGUGCUGUCAGAAUAGUACAUCUGCCAACUGGCACAGUGGCGGAAUGUCAGACGUCCCGCUCUCAGCUGCAGAAUAGAGACACGGCCUUGCGCGUCCUGAAGGCCAGACUCCACCAGAGCAUGAUGGGUCGGGAGACAGAGCAGAGACACACGGCGCGCAAACAGCAGGUGGGCACCCGCUCCCAGUCGGAGAGGAUUCGGACCUACAACUUCAACCAAGACCGUGUGACAGACCACCGGACUGGCUAUGUGACCAGAGACAUCAAGGAGUUCAUGAGAGGCGGGGAGCCUCUGGAUGAACUUAUCUCUGAGCUGGUGGAACACGGGGAGAAGGAGGCGCUUCUGGAGCUGGUGGAGACCUGCGGUCAGAGCUCCUCUGAGCCUGGUAGGGCACAGGAGUAGAGCCGGGAAACUCAAGUUGCCAGUGCAAAUCCUAAGUAUUAGGUUUAAAAACUAGCUAAUGUGACCCAGCUCUGUCUCACUGACAGGAGAACUGUCAGUCACAUUGGGGCUGUCAGAGCCAAUAUGGAAGCUGAGACUUGAACAUUGAUCCUGGAACACUUUUAGAGGAAUGGUGAGUGGGGAUCAGAGAGUAUGGCUGUAGAAAAUGUCGUCCUACCAUUAUAAUGAAGACAUGCAAAAUUAGUGAAAACAGUCUUUGCUCCGAGUGGGUGUGUUAGAGCUUUAUAUCAUCCCCACACACUCUGUAAUCUCUAACCCCCAGGGUUUGUGGCAGCUAGCCAGCCAACCACACCAUCAAUAUCUCUAAACUGCAUAGCAAUGAGUGUGCAUUGGCACAAAUUAAUGGUUAAUUUACCUUCAAGGCUUUUGCUACCCCUGUGAAGUAUUUGAGUUGCUGUCAGAAGUCUGUGAAAUAAAUGUUGAUA
Esox lucius (northern pike) is the source of this 2082-nucleotide messenger RNA. RefSeq names its product mitochondrial translational release factor 1 (gene mtrf1). Lineage: Eukaryota; Metazoa; Chordata; Actinopteri; Esociformes; Esocidae. The record is from RefSeq and is a predicted model, not a curated record. Gene Ontology annotation, biological process: translational termination. Bases 302 to 1597 code for a protein of 431 amino acids. Gene Ontology annotation, molecular function: translation release factor activity. The transcript is spliced from 9 exons.